This is a messenger RNA of Linum trigynum, 991 nucleotides long. The record is from the annotation of a GenBank genome assembly. Lineage: Eukaryota; Viridiplantae; Streptophyta; Magnoliopsida; Malpighiales; Linaceae.
AGCCAUAGUCAUAGUUUCAUACUCCACAACCGCAUACUUUACUAAUACAUGCCAUAGUCGUUACAACUUACACAACCACACAAAUAUACACAUAUCAACUUUCCACACCUGUGGAUAUGUAAUACUAUAUCAAAAGCUAAUAUGCACAUGCAAAACAUUCUCAAAAUAUUUUUUACAAAAGAGGUGUGGAUCACUGGCCAAAAUCCUGAGUAGUCGUCCAAACACAGAAUAAUUGAAGACCAUACAUCAUCUUGCCUUCAACUCUUGCUCAGCUUCCUGAGAGAAACUUUGAAUACCGAGUCACGAGUGUGGAGGAGCAAGAGAAUCCUUUUUAUGAUCUUGCAUGGUAUCUUGCCCUCCAAACCGUGCUUGAGGACAUGGAUGGGAAGGAGAAGGAAGAGGUUGAAGAGGAGGAAGUAAGCAUUGAGGAAGGGGAAGAUCUUGAUUAUUCCCAAGGGGCGGAACGAAUUGAAGAAGGAGGAAGGGAGGUUGAAGAUGAAGUUGAAGUAGCAAGUGGUGUCCAAGAUGAGGACGAGGUCGGGGUGGAUGAAGCAUCCACAAGUUACAAGUGCUAUGUAAGCUUUCCACCCGACCUCGAUGCACUUUUGGAAAAGGACCCAUUUGAGACUCUUUGCCAAUCCAAGGCCAAACCAUCGGAGAUCCCUCUUGGUGGAUGCGAUGGAAGCCAAUCGAGUUUGCACUAUAUGGUAUGGGGCAAAGAGAAUGAAGAAGAAAGAAAGAAGGAGAGGUCUCGUGGGUGGAGCCUCAUGACAACUCAAGUUCACGAGCCUUCAAUCAUGGAUUCAUCCAAAGCUCGUGACUUGAGACACCACCUCAUCAAUGAGAAACUCAACUUCAAGGAGGUUCUUGGGUGGACCGAAACUUGAAGAGCAACCGUCCGGCUCACGGCGUUAAAGAAGCAUUUGUUGGGAGGCAAUCCAACCACCAUCGGUUUGUUUCCUUUUGGCUUCAAUAAGUCGACCUUUUGUUU